Molecule: messenger RNA, 6109 nt
Organism: Myodes glareolus (Bank vole)
Lineage: Eukaryota; Metazoa; Chordata; Mammalia; Rodentia; Cricetidae
Product: NACHT, LRR and PYD domains-containing protein 1a-like
Biological process (GO): inflammatory response; regulation of apoptotic process; innate immune response
Cellular component (GO): cytoplasm; canonical inflammasome complex
Molecular function (GO): protein binding
Source: RefSeq, a predicted model, not a curated record
GACUUUGUGGCGAGGAACCAGGGUCACUUUCACUUUCAAAGGAUGUGUUUACUGAGGUCUCUGCGAUCCACACAGCUGCCUUAGCCUGGGACACACAGCCGUGGGGCACCACAGAAGAGCAAGUUUCCCUGGGUGAUUUGUCCUUCCUGCCAGGAAGCUGACUCUGGAUUAUUACCCCUGAGUGAUGUCCUGGACCAGGAGGUUUCUAAAGAGAACUUCAAAGGGGCUAGCCUGGAUUCACCUGUGAUCUCUGAGUGCCACUGUGGCUGUCCCUCACCACCUCACCUUCUGUCAAGGCUGGAGCUGAAAGACUGACCUCAUUAGUGUGGGUUCUAGGAAAAAAAGAAAAAAGUGGGAACCACAAAACAGUGGUAAAGGCCGAGGCACUGGGAGACCACUGUCCCUGUGUCCUUACGCCCAUCAUUCCCAUUCCCAGGGCAGACAUGUCUGACAGAACCCAGCAACGCUUAACCUACUUCUUGGAGCAAAUGAGUAAAGAAGAGCUGAGAAAUUUCCAACAUCAGCUGUUAAACCAAACGACUUGGCCAGAGGCCAGUGGCACAAAGGUAGCCUCAGGCCUGGUGGCUCAAUAUGGGAAUCACCAGGCCUGGAACAUGGCCCUCCACAUCUGGAAAAAGAUGGGCAUGAAGCAGCUUAUCAACCAGGCCCAGCAAGAAAAGGACCUGACACUGACCCAUGAUCCCUCAUUCCUCAGUUUCCCGAGCACAUCUCACAUGGAGUCCUCCAGCCAGCUCGCUUCUAUAGGGUUUAGGCCAGACCAUCACUCUUCAUCUGACCCGAUGUCCACGAAGAAAACUUCUGAAAAGAAACGUACCAAGUCCAGGUGCAGAACGAGAGAAACUUCAAUAAGAAUAUGGAAGAACCAGAGAAGAGAGAGCCCUUGCCAUACACGGUCCUGGGAAACUGAAGGUUUCCACCAAAAAUACACACAGCUGCUACUUUUACAAAAAUCUUGCCCCAGAGGCCAGAGGUCCAUGGUGAGAGAAGGAGGGCACCAGGACAUUAAAGACAGAGGACAUCCAAUUGUCAUCCAAGACUUAUUUGGCCCUAGCCCAGGUAGCCAGAAGAAGCCUCAGUUAGUCAUAUUAGAGGGGGCUGCUGGCAUUGGAAAGUCAAUGCUGGCCAGGCAGGUGAGGAAAGCAUGGGGGGAAGGCCAGCUCUACAGGGAUUGCUUCCAGCAUGUCUUCUAUUUCAGCUGCAGAGAGCUGGCCCAGUGCAAGCAGCUGAGUCUAGCUGAGCUCAUAGAAAAAUAUGAGAAUGUCCACAAGGAUCUCAUAGAAGAGAUCCUGUCUCACCCUAAGAAGCUGCUCUUCAUCCUGGAUGGCAUAGAUGAGCCAGCAUGGGUCUUGCAGAAUCCUAAGUUCUCUCGGCACUGGAGCCAGUCACAGCCAGUGCACACACUGCUGGGCAGUUUGCUGGGGAAAUCCUUACUUCCUACGGCUUCCUUGCUGCUCACAGCUCGGACCACAGAACUACACACACUCAUUCCUUCCUUGGAGCAGCCACGGUGGGUGGAAGUCCUGGGCUUCUCUGAGUCUGGACGGAAGGAAUAUUUCUACACAUACUUUGCAGAGGAAAGAGAAGCAAUUACAGCUUUUACCUUGGUUGAAUCAAACCCAGUGCUCUUGACCCUGUGCCUGGUGCCCUGGGUGUCCUGGCUGGUCUGCACCUGCCUGAAGCAGCAGAUGGAUCAGGGAGAGGACCUCUCACUGACCUCACGGACCACCACAGCCCUCUGCCUGAAAUACCUUUCCCAGGCUCUCCCGACUCAGCCCCUGGGACCCCAGCUCAGAGGGCUCUGCUCACUGGCUGCUGAAGGGAUCUGCAGAAAAAAGAGUCUGUUCAGUGAUAAGGACCUCAGGAAACAGAAGGUACCUGGGUCUGUCAUCUCCACUUUCAUGAACACGGGUGUCCUUCAGAAGCAGCCUAAGUCUACCAACUACAGCUUUGCCCACCAGUGUCUCCAGGAGUUCUUUGCAGCCAUGUCCUGUGUCUUGAGUUACGAAGAGGAAAAGGACAACUGUGAAAACUUUAAAACUGUAGAAAAGCUGAUAGAAGUCUAUGGAAGACUUGACCUGGUUGAGGCGCCUGCCAUGCGCUUCCUGUGUGGCCUUUUGAGUGACCAGGCAAUGGAUAAGAUGGAGACCAUCGUCACCUGCUGGCUGCCUCUGGAGAGGAGGUGGGAGCUGCUCAAGAGGGUCCUGGAGGAAGCCCACCUCCAACACUCGUAUUCACUUGGAUUGCUCCACUGUCUGUAUGAGAUUCAGGAUGAGGACCUCCUGACACAGGCAAUGCACAAUUUUCAAGGAACAAGGGUUCAUGUCCAGACAGAUAUGGCACAGCCAGGAUUCCAGGCAGACGUGAAGCAGCUGGUGAUUCAGACAGAUGUGGAGCUUAUGGUGGUCACUUUCUGCAUUAAGUUCUGCCACCAGGUGAAGGCACUUCAGCUGGACAGGGGUGGACAUCAGGGACAAGCGCUGAGGGUCCCCAGGCUGAUUCUGUCUAGGUGGACCCCAAUCACUAAUGCCAGUUGGCAGGUUUUCUUCUCCACUCUUGAGUUCACAGGAAGCCUGGAGGAGCUGGACCUAAGUGGGAAUCCAAUGAGCUACUCUGCAGUGCAGAGUCUCUGUAGGAUGCUGAGACAUGCUAAAUGUCACCUAAAGACAUUGUGGCUGGUCAGCUGUGGCAUCACAGCCAGCAGCUGUGAGGAUCUGGCCUCUAUGCUGAGCACCAACCGCAGCCUGACUGAGCUGGAUCUGCAGCUGAAUGACCUGGGCGACCAAGGGGUGAGACUGCUGUGUGAGGGGCUCAGGAAUCCUGCCUGCAACCUCACAAUCCUGAGGCUGAACUCGAGCUCUCUGAAUGACCAGGUGAUGGCAGAACUUAAGGCUCUGAAGGCAGAGAAUCCCAAGCUGCUCAUCGAGAGCACACGGCAGGAAGCAGAGAGGGAACCGGAACAGCAAGAGUCUUUGAAACGGCUAAGCCCACCCCCCAGUGUUGUUCUCCUUGCUCCAAGCCCACUGCUCCCAGACAGCACCACCAGCUGGAGACCAAGUGUUCAGUGCUACAGACUAUGGGGGACAUCUCACUCAAACUGCCAUAGGAAACCACGUGUGAAGGUCUCUACUCUGGAUCUGAAUAAAGGAGAAACAAGUGCUGAACCAUCCCCACUCAAGCGACAGAGACUACAGUUAGAGGAUGCUCCAAAGAUAGCAAGUCUACCCACGGCACAGCUGAAACUCCCCCACUUGCUUCACUCUUUUCCGGGAAACAAGCUCACAGAGUCUCUUGAGACUGAAGAUGGCUUCUGGGGUAGCACAGGACCUGUGGCUACUGAGGUGGUUGACAGAGAAAGGAACCUGUACCGAGUUCAGUUCCCCAUGGCUGGCUCCUAUCACUGGCCCAGCACUGGUCUUCGCUUUGUGGUGACAAGGGCAGCGACCAUAGAGAUAGAAUUCUGUGCCUGGAGCCAGUUCUUGGGCAAGACUCCCCUGGAGCAGAGUCACAUGGUGGCUGGGCCUCUGUUUGACAUCAAGGCUGAGCAGGGAGCUGUUGACGCUGUGUAUCUGCCUCAUUUUGUGGCUCUCCAAGGAAUUCAGGACACCUCAAAGUUCCAAGUGGCCCACUUUCUGAAGGACGGGGUGGUCUUGGAGACGCCAGCCAAAGUGGAGCCACAUUGCACGGUUCUAAAAGAACCCAGCUUCUCUACCUUAGGAGUGAUGCUGAAAAUCAUCCCUGUCACCCGGCGAUUCCUACCCAUCACCUCCAUCACGUUGCUCUACCAUCAACCUCAUGCUGAGGAGCACAAAUUCCACCUUUACCUCAUCCCCAAUGACUGCACUAUUCGAAAGGCUAUAGAUGAUGAAGAAAUGAAGUUCCAGUUUGUGCGAAUACACAAGCCUCCCCCAAUGGGCUCCCUUUAUGUGGGCUCUCGCUAUACCGUGUCUGGUUCAGGGACUAUGGAAAUUACACCCAAGGAACUGGAGCUGUGCUACCGGAGCUCCACGGAAGCCCAGCUCUUCUCAGAGAUCUAUGUGGGCCGCUUACAAUCAGGGAUCCGGCUGGAAAUAAAAGACAAGAAUGCUGAUGCUGUAGUUUGGGAAACCGUGUUGAAACCAGGGGACCUCAAACCUGCAUCCAACCUGGUCGCUGCAGCCUCUACAGUCGCCAGACCCUUCCGGCACUUUGUGGACCAGCAUCGGGAGCAGCUGGUGGCCCGAGUGACUUCAGUGGACCCUGUCUUAGACAGACUGCACGGUCAAGUGUUGAGUGAAGAGCAGUACGAGAUGAUUCGUGCUGAGGCCACCAAUCCCAACAAGAUGCGGAGGCUGUUCAGCUAUAGUCAGUCCUGGGACCGGGCCAGCAAAAGUCAGUUCUACCAAGCUCUGAAGGAGACCCAUUCUUACCUGAUCUUAGAACUCUGGGAGGUGUGGGCCAGGGCUCUUGGGGAAUGGGUUUCCUGAAAGCUCAGCAGCUGAAGCCUGAGCCUUGAAUCACGUUCCUGCCUGAUCUUUCUUUUGGCCUCAGUCCUACCAUCUGUGAUCCCCCUUGGCUUCGUCUUGGUCUGUAAAGCUUCCAACAGUCUUGCCAGCUGCAGGACGCAUUCUCAGAGAUGUCAUUAUUCCCUCUGGACAGCCUACCUGGGAAAGCCAAGGGGGCCAUCUGGGUGACUGUGAGGCAUCCUUGGCAGUGGACAUACUUUAUGAGUCCACUCACAAUGGCUUACAGUUUAAAACUUAAAAAUUGUUUGUUUCUGGAAUUGUCCAUGUAAUGUUUUCAGGCCACACUCUACUUUGAGCUAAUUAAAAACCCUGCCUUUAAAAAACAAACAAACAAACAAACAAAAAGUACACAACGGGCACUGGGUACAAUAUCUUGAUUUCACUGCUUGGUGGGUGAAGGAGAUCAACAUUCCACAACUAUACGGUUAGGAACUGUAGCACUGUAUACAAAUGUCAGAAGGAUUGUGAACUUUCCAGUGCCCAGCAGACUCAAGCUUAGAGGACAAAGAAGCUGCAGAUAGCAGGCUGCUAAAAGUGGUUAAAACAGUAGCAGCAAACAGAAGCAAAGAGCCCCACCCCACACAGAGAACUACUGAGCAGUAACACUCAGAGUAACUGUAACACUUCUCAGAACUAGAACAACAUUCCACUGCUACUGAGAAUUCAAAGCUCUUUCAUUUGAAUCUCAUUUAAAGCCCUGAUGAAUGAAGUGAGCAGCCUGGACACAGCAAGCAUCUGCAAACAUCACAGCAGAAACCGCUAUAGCCUUUCCUACCCGUAUGCAAGAGAAGGGUGAAGCUCUGGGGUCUUUCCACCACUGGGUUUGAUAGCUCUUCUCUGGUUGGUGCUAUUUCUUCACCUUAUUUGCAUAUUCACAUUUAGCCAGCUAGGCUCUAGCUAGCAUCCUGACAAACAAGUCCCCACAUUUCAGGGCUAUAAAGCCAGAACUAUUGCAAGAACCCAUGGAAAAAGAGGAAAGGAAGACUUUCAAGCCUGGUGCUCCUGCUCUCCAGGAAAAAAACAAAAACGCCCUUUGUACUUCAAAGAGCCUACCCAAACACCUACCUCACUCAUGAAGAGGGCAGACUUGCAGGAGGUGCCUGCACCUGAGGUUUUUCUGUCCUGGGCAAGGAGCUUGCUCAAAGCCAGCUUCUAGGACUCAGUUGCUUUGGCCUCAGCCUCCAGGACUUGGCACUGGCUGGGUGGCAAAGGGGAAUUUAUUCCUGCGACUGUUUCCAGCCUCCAAGAACUGCUGCUUCAGCGAUCUGUGACUCCAACCUUCCAGACCCUCUGGAGACAGGAGAACAGGAGACGGGCGGGAGUUCACGCCCCUCCUGUAGGUACCCACGGACUUGCUCCACAAGGGGCUGCUCUUGGCUGGCAUCCCUGAGCUCUGCAGGCUGCUGAGUUGAAACACUCCCCUUCGCUGGAACACUUCUCAGAACUGUGAGAACACCCCACUGCUACAGAGAGUUCAAACCUGUUUCAUUUUAGUCCCAUGUGGAAGUCUGUUUUAAAUUGUUUUGCUCCCCUUGAACCUUGCCAAUCCCAAUUUGAAAAAUAAAAUACCUAUCAUUUGUACUCAA